Molecule: messenger RNA, 1527 nt
Organism: Punctularia strigosozonata HHB-11173 SS5
Lineage: Eukaryota; Fungi; Basidiomycota; Agaricomycetes; Corticiales; Punctulariaceae
Gene: DyP3
Product: Dyp-type peroxidase
Exons: 10
Coding region: 1-1527 (508 amino acids)
Cellular component (GO): cytosol
Molecular function (GO): peroxidase activity; heme binding
Source: RefSeq, a predicted model, not a curated record
AUGCGCCUACUCGGUCUUGUUGCGUCGCUUCUUCCGACUCUUCCAACAGCUGUCCUUGCUGCUGCCACGAGCCCGGGUCGUCGAGACGUCGUGCGUGAUGUGCCGCUACUUUUGAAUAUUCCCGGCCAGGUUGUUCUGCCAACCAUCGAGGAGAUUCUCACCGCAAAUCUCACCAAUGGAUCCUACGUAACAACAGACAACAUUCAAUCCGAUAUACUAGUCGGCAUGAAGAAGAACAUCGAAUUGUUUUGGUUCUUCCACGUGAACGACGCGACCGGCUUCAAGUCUGCUCUGAGGAAUACGAUCCAUCCGCUGGUCACUUCAACGACGACCAUAUUGGGGCCUGUGUCGCAGCAACCAUUGGCGAUGGUCAACAUCGCCUUCUCCCACAGCGGUCUUACUUCCCUCGGCAUAUUGGAUGAUCUCGGAGAUAUUGUAUUCCCUUUCGGCAUGACUGCGGAUGCAUCUGUGCUCGGUGAUCCCGGUACCGUGAACUGGCACCCACCCUUCGUUGGCACGGGAAUCCAUGGCGUCAUCAUCAUCGCAUCCGACCAGCAGCAGUUCAUCAACGACACGCUGGAUGAAAUCACCGAGGGCCUUGGGACUUCGGCCACGGAGGUUACUCGCGUUAACGGCGCGGCAAGACAGGGAGAGAACCUCGGUCACGAACACUUUGGUUUCCUAGACGGCAUUGGCCAGCCUGGAAUAUCUGGCUUCAACCCGACUUUUGCCCCAGGGGUAGAACUCAGUCUUCCCGGUACCAUCCUCUUGGGAAGGCUUGGCGACAUUGGGGUGCGACCUGCCUGGGCUAAGGACGGCUCGUUCCUCGUAUUCCGCCUCUUGCAGCAAUUUGUGCCGGAGUUCGACAAGUAUCUCGUCGACAACGCCAUUCAAGCCCCGGACGGCAGCUUGACGCCCGAGGAAGGAGCUGAGUUAUUGGGUGCCCGAAUGAUCGGCCGAUGGAAAUCCGGCGCACCUGUUGAUCUCUUCCCGCGGAAGGAUAAUGCCACAGCCGGCACCGAUCCCAACGUCAACAAUAAUUUCGAUUAUGAUCACCCACUGCCGUUCCUCCUUCCAGCGAACCAGUCUUACUGCCCGUGGACGGCCCACACUCGCAAGAACCGACCGCGUGCGGAUGAACUCGACGUCAAUGGUAUCAUGGUGAUCAUGAGGUCAUCAAUCCCCUACGGUCCAGACGUGACAGCCGCGGAGUUGGCCGCCAACAAGACUAGCAUUGACCGUGGUCUGGCAUUUGUUGCUUACAAUAGCGACAUCGGCCUUGGCUUCCGUUUCCAGCAAACCAUGUGGGACAACUCGCAAAUAUUCCCGCCUCUGAAGACGGACAUCACCCCUGGUUUCGAGCCAAUCAUUUCGCUGAACAACGGCAACACGCGGUCCACCGCUGGACUUGACCCCUUCGACCCCGGGAGGGAAUAUGUACUCGAGGACUUCACUCUGGCGAGAGGUGGCGAGUACUUCUUCAGCCCACCCAUUCCUGCGUUGUUGGAUCCCAUUGGGAAGGCAUGA